Molecule: messenger RNA, 2625 nt
Organism: Podarcis lilfordi (Lilford's wall lizard)
Lineage: Eukaryota; Metazoa; Chordata; Lepidosauria; Squamata; Lacertidae
Source: the annotation of a GenBank genome assembly
AUGCGGCUUUGCGCUCCAGCAAAGGACGGGGAAAAACUAACGAAGAAGCUAGGAAAUAAGCUCCGAGGCAGAAAGCCCUUGCAAAAUCCUAAGCAAAAGAUCGCAGCGACAAAAAAGGUAGAGAAUAAACCGCGACUGCUGCAAAGGAGGAAAAGGGGCGAGCCAGGGCUGCCCUGACCUUAAGUGCCCUUAGGUGGGCCCGCCCCCAGCGCCAGCCGAUUGGCUGGCACUGCAGAAGAUGAAUACUAAUGGAAAUCCCUGAGUCCCGCAGGGCUGGCGCCAGCCCCGCAAGAAUGUGGAUGGGGGCGUGAGCCCGCAACCCCCCCCCUCCUUAGUUCGGGAGUGGCUUUCUAGGACCAGUCAGACUGCUGCAUUCUGAAUCCUAUUGUUCUAGGACCAAUCAGACUGCUACAGUUUGGAUCCUAUUCAACUCAUUACAUAGCAUAAUAAUAAUUUGUUGUUUAUAUCCCGCCCAUCUGGCUGGGUUUCCCCAGCCACUUUGGGCAGCUUCCAACACAAUAUUAAAAUACAGUAAUGCAUCAAACAUUAAAAGCUUCCCUAAACAAGGCUGCCUUCAGAUGUCGUCUAAAAGUCUGGUAGUUGUUGUUCUCUUUGACAUCUGGUGGGAGGACAUUCCACAAGCCUGGCACCACUACCAAGAAGGCCCUCUGCCUGGCUCCCUGUAACUUGGCUUCUCGCAGUGAGGGAACAGCCAGAAGGCCCUCGGCACUGGACCUCAGUGUCCGGGUAGAAUGAUGGGGGUGGAGAUGCUCCUUCAGAUAUACUGGACUGAGGCCAUUUAGGGCUUUAAAGAUCAGCACCAACACUUUGAAUUGUGCUCGGAAACGUACUGGGAGCCAAUGUAGGCCUUUCAAGACCAGUGUUAUGUGGUCUCGGUGGCCGCCCCCAGUCACCAGUCUAGCUGCCGCAUUCUGGAUUAGUUGUAAUUUCUGGGUCACCUUCAAAGGUAGCCCCACAUAGAGUUCAUUGCAGUAGCCCAACUGUGGAAUACAAUGUAGUAGUGAAAUAUAUUUUUUUUAAAAAUGGCUCUUUUGGGGUUCCAGGUCCCAUGGAAACCUGUACGUGAGAAAACCCCCUUCCCUAAAUAUGCAUGAGGCAAAGGAGGUUCUUGGCAAAGAUGCAUGUCCCACACCUAUGCUGAUUUUGACUUUGGAUAGACCUGUGACUGCCUUCUUUGCAGUGGGCCCUCUACUGUGAAAUAAUCUUCACUAGAGAUAAAAUGGGUGUCAGCUCGUUCCAAUAUGCCUAUGCAUAAGCACAUUCCUGAGCACUGAUUUUUAGGACCUCUCUGAGGUCCGGCGCUGAUGGCCUUCUGGCAGUUCCCUCACUGUGAGAAGUGAAGUUACAGGGAACCAGACAAAGGGCCUUCUCGGUAGUGGCGCCCGCCCGCCCUGUGGAACGCCCUCCCAUCAGAUGUCAAGGAAAUAAGCAAUUAUCUGACUUUUAGAAGACUUCAAGGAAGUUUUUAAUGUUUUAUUGUGUUUUCAAUAUUCUGUUGAGUGGCUGGGGAAGCCCAGCCAGAUGGUUGGGGUAUAAAUAUUAUUAUUAUUAUUAUUAUUAUUAUUAUUAUUAUUAGGUUUAAAACAAGUAUUAUAUUGUCUUUUGUACUAAUCUUGUUCCGCAAAGCUCCUUGUUAUUUUAUAUGAAAGGUGCUCUAUAAAUACUAUAAUCAAUUUAAGAAAAGAUUGCAUGAAUAGGACUUAUGCUCUAGAUGAGAUGCAAACUGGCCCCAAUUUAUAAGAGCUUGAAGUGAGUGGAUCUGUGGGAUAACCAGCCUCAUAUAACCAACAUGCUUAAGUCUAAUUAAUGCAUGAAGGGGUUAAUACCCCAUAGUAAGUGGUCCUGCCAGGCUUAGCCUAGGUCACUUCUCCUCACCUUGGGAGGAAAUAGGUAAUCAAACCUAUUGUUCACACACACCCUGAACUUGAGAAGGUCAGUGUGUGAAGAGGUUUGAGCUGGUUACUUCAACUGAACUGCAAGCCAAUGAUUUAGGAUCUUGCACCACUUGGUAAGUAAGCUAUGUUUUAUUUCCUGUGCAAAUUUCCGAAGCACAUGAAUCUGACCUUUGGGGAGUUUGUAAGUAAACAAUUUUUAAACUUACCAAACAUGUGGUGUUUUCCUAUGCUGUGGGAUGAAGGGAGCUUUGGAAAGAUACUUUUAAAGGGGUCAUUUUGGAGGAACAUAUUUUAAAGGUUUUACAGCCUAUAUUUCCAUGCUUUACUUUGCUGCAUGUUUUGUGAUUUCAAAUCUCUGCUGGAGUUCUCUCACCAAACCACACUUGCCUCCAGGAUUUUUCCUUUCUGUAUCUUUUUCCGCCCACCAACAUAUUCUGCAUUGUCUCGUUCCUUAAUGCUGGUAUUUUCCUUGCCAUUUCAGCUCUACCAUUUCUUAAAAGAAAUCCAGUGUUUGAAUACUUCCAUGGGCAGACCGUGUUUGGAUGAGAAUUGGGAGCUGCCACCUGACUUCGAUAUUGUGAACUGGCUGAUGUUUCCCAAUAACUCUCGUACUAGAGUGAAAAUUGGGAAUAUAAGGGGAGCGGCAUCAACCAACAUGAAGUUCACCAUUGACUCAAAAGACAUUGAGUGGCCCAACCAAUUUAAGAAG